This is a messenger RNA of Lynx canadensis (Canada lynx), 945 nucleotides long. RefSeq names its product olfactory receptor 51B2-like. Gene Ontology annotation, molecular function: G protein-coupled receptor activity; olfactory receptor activity. The coding region runs from base 1 to 945 and encodes 314 amino acids. The transcript is spliced from 2 exons. Gene Ontology annotation, cellular component: membrane. Gene Ontology annotation, biological process: G protein-coupled receptor signaling pathway. NCBI's taxonomy places the organism in Eukaryota, Metazoa, Chordata, Mammalia, Carnivora, Felidae. The record is from RefSeq and is a predicted model, not a curated record.
AUGUGGUCCAACAUCAGUGCUGCCCCUUUUCUACUGACUGGCUUUCCAGGUCUGGGGAUAUUUCAUCCUUGGAUUUCCAUCUCUUUCUUUGUCAUUUAUGUCUCCAUACUCCUUGGCAAUGGCACCAUCCUCUACCUUAUCAGAGAAGACCACACUCUCCACCAGCCGAUGUACUACUUUGUGGCUCUGUUGGCAGCCACAGACCUUGGAGUGACUUUGACAACAAUGCCCACCGUGCUUGGUGUUCUGUGGCUUGGUCACAGGGCAAUCAGCCAAGGAGCCUGCUACUUUCAGGCCUAUCUAAUCCAUUCACUCUCUAUUGUGGAGUCUGGAGUCUUGCUUGUUAUGGCCUAUGAUCGUUUCAUUGCCAUCCACAGUCCCCUGAGAUACACCUCCUUCCUCACCAAUGCUAGGGUGGUGAAGAUAGGUCUGGGGGUUCUAAUGAGGGGAUUUAUACUUAUUGUGCCCGUAAUCAUCACCCUCUCUGGAUUUCCCUACUGUGGAUCCCAUGUUCUCUCUCAUGCUUUCUGCCUACACCAGGAUGUGAUCAAACUGGCCUGUGCUGACAUCACCUUCAAUAGACUCUAUCCUAUAGUGCUGGUCUCAUUAACUGGCUUCUUGGACUCUGUGCUUAUCCUGAUCUCUUAUAUUCUAAUCCUUAAUACUGUCAUGGGGAUUGCCUCAGGUAAGGAGCAGGCUAAGGCUCUAAACACUUGUGUCUCCCAUAUUAGCUGUGUUCUGGUUUUUUAUGUUACUGUUACUGGGUUGACCCUUAUUCAUCGAUUUGGGAAAUAUGUGCCACAUGUAGUUCAUAUUAUCAUGAGCUAUAUUUACUUCCUCUUCCCCCCAUUUAUGAAUCCAAUCAUCUAUAGUAUUAAGACCAAGCAGAUAAGGAAUGGCAUCAAUCGCCUUCUCUCUUUGCAAAACAAGUCAUUUAAUCUCUGA